Messenger RNA from Vollenhovia emeryi, 717 nucleotides. RefSeq names its product longitudinals lacking protein, isoform G-like. The coding region runs from base 77 to 397 and encodes 106 amino acids. The record is from RefSeq and is a predicted model, not a curated record. The transcript is spliced from 2 exons. Lineage: Eukaryota; Metazoa; Arthropoda; Insecta; Hymenoptera; Formicidae.
CAGCAUAUCCGCACCAAUCAUCCUGGGAAGAACGUCUUCUCCAGCAGCAUCUAGUGCUUGUAGACGUCGCACACGGAUGAUAGCUUGGCAAAGUAUCCAUCAGUAUCACCAGGAUCAGAUGACUAGUCAGCACAAAAUUCUUCACAAUUCUAAUUACGUGAACCCGAAGAUUUCCCAGUUAAAAUUUCCCAGUUAUCUCGAUAAGAAACCGGGUUUCUUUGAGUGUCCGAACUGCGGCAAGUAUUAUCGCUGGUUGAGGAACAUGAGGAGUCACCUGAAGAUCGAAUGCGGCAAGGACCCGAAGGAGUGUUGCCCUUAUUGCCCGCAUCGCACCAAAUACAAGAGCAGUCUGCAUAAACACAUCCAGAGAAUGCAUCCGGAGAAUAAUUUCGCAUAAUUUCACCAAGUAUUUUUUUUACUCACUAAUUAUCGCUGUGCAAUCGAUUUCUGAUUAUCAUGGGGCGAUUUGUGCACUAGUUAUUGACCGCACAUAUAUACGUGUUAAAUGAGACAGAAACAAUGAAUCUUAUUUAUCACACUCUUUGUAAAUUAUUAUUUACUGAACGAAUUAAUUGUUAUACAGUCAGUGCACGAAGUCAUUCGAGAAGCAUCGACUCAAAUGUUGUUCAUAAUUAUUAUAAGUCCUAAUAAUUGUAAAUCUAGUCAGUUGAAAUGAAAAUGAUAUUAAAUGGUUCGCUGAUAGAGUUCGUUGAGCGU